AUGGACCCGGGCCCCCAAGGGACGCGGGGACCCCCAACGACCACCAGGGGACCCACAAGGGCCGACGAGGGACCCACAAGGGGGCACCAGCGACCCACAAAGGGACCCGGCCCCACACAGGGACCACGAGACCCACAACGGACCAGGGACCCCAACGGAGCACCGGGACCCACAAAAGGAGCGCCCGGGAACCGACAACGGACCGCCAGGCCCCCCAAGGGGCCACGACGCCCCACAAACGGACCCCACGCCCCACAAGGGGACCCAGCCCAACGGCCCCGCGCGGCCCACAACGAACCCCCGCGGCCCACAAGGGGGCCCCAUGACACAAGGGACCACCCUGACGCCCAACGGCCGCCACGGCCCCACAAGGGUGCCGCGAGGGACCACAAGGGCCCCCACGGCCCCCCAGGGGGCCCCCAGCCCCCAAGGGAGCCCCGCGGCCCCAAAGGGACCACCCGGGACCCACAACCGACCCCCCAGCCUGCCGCCAAACGGACCCCCACGGCCCCACAACGGGACCCCAGGGCCCCACAACGGACCCCCGGCGCCCACACUGACCCCCAGGGCCCACCAACGGAACCCCCGCGGCCCCACAAGGGACCCCGCGGCCCCACAAGGGGGCCCGAGGGCCCCCCAGGGACCACGAGGGGACCCACAACGGGGCCACACGGCCCCCACAAGGGACCCCCGCGGCCCACAACUGACCCCCGCGUCCCCGACGAACGGACCCCAGGACCCACAGACGGACCCCCCAGGGACCCACAACGGACACGACGGCCCACAAAACGGACCCCCGCGGCCCCACCCAAGGGACCCCCGCGGCCCCAACAACGGACCCCCCGCGGCCGCCACAACGACCCCCGCGGCCCCACAGGGGCCGCGAGGGGACCCGCCAAGGACCCCCAGCCCUCCCAAGGUGCCCGCCGCGGCCCCACAACGGACCCCCGUCGGCCCCACAGGGCCCCCAGCCCCCAAGUGCCCCCGCGGCCCACAAGUGACCCCCGGGACCCACAACGGACCCCGCACCGGGACCCCCAACGGACCCCCAAGGGCCCCCCGCGGCGCCCUCCCCCCGGCGCGGGGGGACGGCCAGAGGCGCCACGGCUGGUCCAGCGGGGUGAGCCACGUGGAGCGUUGGACACGGGGGGCGGGGGAAGAAAAACGGCGCGGGGCCAGGGACUAGACAACCAGGGAGGGGGGCGAGACCGGAAGCGGAAGUGA
This is a messenger RNA of Coturnix japonica (Japanese quail), 1224 nucleotides long. Lineage: Eukaryota; Metazoa; Chordata; Aves; Galliformes; Phasianidae. The record is from RefSeq and is a predicted model, not a curated record.